AUGUGGAAGUGCUUUGAGAAGGCGAUUCAGGGUGAGUAUAUGACACACAAGGAGGCUGGAUUUGAUUGUCUCAAAGCCCUUUCUGAGCAAUUCAAAGGUACAAAUCAAGGUGAAAUUCGGGAAAAACUCAAUGGCCUGGUGAAACAGUUUCUAGACGCAGAAAAUCGAAAGCAGCAACCGCAUCUAUUGAUCCACCUGGAUGAGCACAGGAAACUGCUUUGCUUGGACAGUGCGACGGAGAAUAGUUGGAGAGAACAAUGUGGCCAAAAAUUUGUGACAGCCGUGAAUGAGAAGUGUGCAAAUUUCCGCAGAGGCGCUUGGCAAGCGCUGACGGAGCUGGCAAACACCCGGAUCAUUGCAACCUACGUUGAUUUUCCUUACGAACUCCCCGGCGGUACGGGAGAAUCUUCGGCAGGCUGUCGAACUGCAGUGGCCAAGCCUGUUUUGGACGUGGCAAAACUCAUGGAAUAUCUAUAUCAGCUUCGCUUGCCAAAAUUGUUGGAAGAUAUAUGCAUCCAUGCCCACAACAAGAGACGCCUUGCAACAUUGCAAAUUUGUUUGGGCUUGGUGUUGGACGGAGAGAAUACCAUCCAGGCAACCUCACAGCGGCAAAGCAUCAGUUUGGCCGGGAUUUGGUGCGAAGAUACCCCCUCAACCAAUUUCCUCAAUGAAUUUGCUGAUUUGUCUCAAAAGGCACAGUCAGCGUAUGAAGAAUAUGGCGACGGCAACAAGUGCUUGAAGGAAAUGUUGACAAGCUGCCAGAAAUUGUGCAAGGAAACAUUCCAGGCGCACUGCAGCCAGCUUUGGCAAGCCAAUGUUCAAGACCUCCUUGAUCUAUUGUUGGGGAUGCCAGAGACCAAAGUUGCAGGGCGAAUUCGCGCAGUGGACUCAGGCCUGAUCUCACUAUGGGGAGGCGAGUCUCUCACAGUUUCCUUGAAGGUCUUGCUCAAUGCCUUGCCCUUUGACACGGAUUGCACGAAACCAUACAGGACGCUGUUCAAACAGUGUCAACCAUGUUUGCGAGAUGCCAUUUUUGAAUCGAGUGAUGAUGCGAGCACAGAUGUGUGCGCAAACAGAAUCCUGGAGGCAUCAUACAUGUGGACCAUAGCCAUGCAGCAAUACCGGAAACACGAACCGAAUGUACGUGUGCCUAUUUCGGGUCAGAAAUUUACUGACGUGAAGCUUGACGGUCGGAUUUUCGCCGUGGAGAGGGAUCAGCAGGGACUGUUUAUUAGUGUGGACUUGCAAGGCAUCAGAAAUCUCAGGCCUGGAGUGCUUUAUAGAGCGCAGGACAAGCACCAGAAUGGCACCCACCCUUGGGCAGACAUGUGGUACGCCACCUUAUGUCCAUGCGUCAUUUUCUUCGGAAUCGAAGCGGACAUAUUUGUGCUGGCACCCAACCUGGCUGAUGGAAGUCUAAGCGAAUCUGAUAAGAAUUGGCAGAUUGUACAGGCGGCCAGUCCUGCUAGACGCCAGUUGGGUGGUUGGCAGAUUGUACAGGCGGCCAGUCCUGCUAGACGCCAGUUGGGUGGUCUUUCGCAGCUCCUGGUAUGGCUGGGGUCUGACGAAAUCGACAAAGAAUCUUCUCCACAGAAGCCUACACAAGGAGCCCGUUUGAAUUUCCUACCGUUCGUGGCUGCCAGGAAAAAGAAGAAUUCAAGCAAAAACAAGCGCCGUGCUGAGAUUAGAAAGUGUUGA
Messenger RNA from Cladocopium goreaui, 1698 nucleotides. NCBI's taxonomy places the organism in Eukaryota, Dinophyceae, Suessiales, Symbiodiniaceae. The record is from the annotation of a GenBank genome assembly.